UGAGACGUGAACCGGGACUCAGCGCAGCAGCGGCGGCAGCAACCUCCAUCCGCCCCUCCGGCGACAUGGACUCCCAGACGGCGCUGCCCCGGGCGCUCCUGUUCCUCCUGUUCUUGCACCUGUCGCUGCUAGGAUGUCAUUCCCACCCGCUAGGUGGCCCCGGCCCGGCCUCGGGACUGCCUGGGAUACAGGAGCUGCUGGACCGUCUGCAAGACAGGGUCUCGGAGCUGCAGGCCCAGCAGAUGGACCUGGAGCCCCUCCAGCAGGGCCGCAGCCUCGCAGAAGCCUGGGAGACCCGCGAAGCCGCCCCCGCAGGGCUCCUUGGGCCCCGCGAGAGCAUCCUCCAGGCCCUGCGGGGAAUACGCAGCCCCAAGAUGAUGCGCGACUCGGGCUGCUUUGGGCGGAGGCUGGACCGGAUCGGCUCCCUCAGCGGUCUGGGCUGCAAAGUGCUGAGGAGGUAUUAAGAGGCGGUCCUGGCUACAAACCUGGCUGCAUCUGAUUCUCCAUCAACCCUCUGCUGCCCUUUGAAGCAGCUCCUAUUUAUUUUUACUAAUUUAUUUAUUUAUUUGGUUGUUUUAUACAUUUGGUUCUUAUCUUUGAGCACAAAUUUUCCAUGAUGAAAUAAAGUCAAUAUUGGAACUUU
Hippopotamus amphibius kiboko is the source of this 643-nucleotide messenger RNA. It is a transcript of the gene NPPB, whose product is annotated as natriuretic peptide B. The record is from RefSeq and is a predicted model, not a curated record. NCBI's taxonomy places the organism in Eukaryota, Metazoa, Chordata, Mammalia, Artiodactyla, Hippopotamidae. The coding region runs from base 66 to 464 and encodes 132 amino acids. Gene Ontology annotation, biological process: neuropeptide signaling pathway; negative regulation of systemic arterial blood pressure; receptor guanylyl cyclase signaling pathway. The transcript has 3 exons. Gene Ontology annotation, cellular component: cytoplasm; nucleus; extracellular region. Gene Ontology annotation, molecular function: hormone receptor binding; hormone activity.